Messenger RNA from Cooperia oncophora, 408 nucleotides. The record is from the annotation of a GenBank genome assembly. Lineage: Eukaryota; Metazoa; Nematoda; Chromadorea; Rhabditida; Trichostrongylidae.
AUGCAUCGUGAUCUCGCUGCUAGAAAUUGUCUUAUCGGUUCCAACGAUAUAUGCAAGAUCAGCGAUUUUGGAUUGUCAUUACUGGGACACUCUCACAAAGAGAAAACGCUGGUCAAAGUACCGAUCAGAUGGCUAGCACCAGAAGUAUUGACGAAAGGUAUGUAUUCACACAAAAGUGAUGUGUGGAGCUGUGGAGUACUAAUGUUUGAAGUUUUUUCUAACGGAGAAACACCUUACAAGGACAUUUCGAAGUUGCACGAUGUGCGAAAGAAGGUCGUUUUCAACGGACUCCGACUUAGACCGCCGCCAGAUAUGCCAGCAGAAGAAUCUGCCAUCAUGAUGAGCUGCUUUGAAGACGAUCCAGUUGCUAGGCCCUCUUUCGAUGACUUGAAAAGGAUGUGCGUUUAA